GAGGGCGAAACCAUCCUGCUAAGCUGUCACGUUCAUGUCGAGCAACUAGAACCACCCAACAAAGUAUUUUCCAAUUGUGAAUCCAAACACUUUUAACGCUCGUUACUAGUCAGACAGUCUGUGGACAGACAUGGCGACCCAGUGUGUGACCAAGGUGGAGCUGACGGUGUCCUGUGAGAAUCUCCUGGAUAAAGACAUCGGCUCCAAGUCUGACCCUCUGUGUGUGCUUCAAACGAGCAGCUCUGAAUCCCAGUGGUACGAGGUGGACCGCACAGAGAAAGUCCAGAAUUGCCUCUGCCCAAAGUUUGCGAAGAAAUUUGUCAUCGACUACUACUUUGAAAUAGUGCAGAAACUGAAGUUUGGGAUUUACGACAUCGACAACAAAACUGUUGACCUGAGUGAUGACGACUUCCUGGGGCAACUGGAGUGCACCUUGGGCCAGGUUGUGUCCAGUAAGAAACUGACCCGGCCACUCGUCUUGAAGAACAAGUCCCCUGCAGGAAAAGGGACCAUCACAAUCAGUGCUGAAGAAAUAAAAGAUAGCCGGGUGGCCAACUUUGAAGUUGAAGCAAGGAAACUAGAUAACAAGGAUUUCUUUGGGAAGUCCGACCCGUACCUAGAAUUCUACAAGCAGACAGCAACUGGAUGGCAACUCGCUCACAGGACCGAGGUGGUGAACAACAACUUGAACCCAACAUGGAAACCCUUUCGCAUCCCCCUGCAGUCUCUCUGCGGAGGAGACCUGGAGAAACCGAUAAAGGUUGAGUGUUAUGACUAUGACAACGAUGGCUCCCACGAUCUUAUUGGUGCCUUUGACACCACAAUGACACGCUUCCAGCAAGCAUCACGAACGUCUCCGGCAGAGUUUGAAUGUGUCAACAGUAAAAAGAAAGAGAAGAAGAAAAGCUACAAGAACUCUGGUGUUGUGAGCGUGAAGAUAUGCCAGGUGGUGAAGGAGUAUACCUUCCUCGAUUAUAUUAUGGGAGGCUGUCAAAUCAACUUCACUGUGGCUAUUGACUUCACAGGCUCCAACGGGGACCCCAGGUCUCCUCAGUCUCUGCAUUACAUUAGUCCUCAGGGGGUCAACGAGUACCUCUCUGCUAUCUGGUCUGUGGGCAACGUCAUCCAAGACUAUGACACCGACAAGAUGUUUCCUGCCUUUGGCUUUGGAGCACAAACCCCUCCCACAUGGCAGGUUUCCCAUGAGUUUCCUCUCAACUUCAACCCAGCAAAUCCCUUUUGUACAGGCAUUGAAGGUGUGGUGGAGGCCUACAGGGCGUGUCUGCCCCAGGUCAAACUCUACGGUCCCACCAACUUCUCCCCUAUCAUCAACCAUGUAGCCUGCUUUGCUAAGCAAGCCCUCCAGCAGACCACUGCAUCGCAAUACUAUGUCCUGCUGAUCAUCACUGACGGAGUGAUCACUGACAUGGAUGAGACGCGGAGCGCCAUCGUCAACGCCUCUCGUCUGCCCAUGUCCAUCAUCAUCGUCGGAGUGGGCGGGGCCGACUUCAGCGCCAUGGAGUUUCUGGAUGGAGACGAUGGACGUCUGCGCUCUCAGACCGGCGAGACUGCCAUGCGAGACAUCGUCCAGUUCGUGCCAUACCGGCAGUUCCAAAAUGGUCCCCGAGAAGCGUUAGCAAAGAGCGUGUUGGCAGAAGUACCAGGUCAGCUGGUGGACUUUUGCAAUACCACGAAGCUGAGUCCACCCAAAGCCAAUGCUGCCCCAAAGCCUGCAGGUACCAUCUGAUGACAUGAGGAAGAACCCAGACACAGACCCAUCUCAUCUGCUGCACAUAUAAAGCAGAUCAUCACACAAUUAGACAAAAGUCCUUCCUACACUUGCCUUACUCAAACCUUUAUUUCACCACCUCAAGGAAAUACCAGCAUGCAGCUUAGUCCAAAACAACCACCCCAAACACACAAUGCAUCCACACUCAUGACCAACCUGUGUAUUUUUAAGUGUCAAAAUAGCUUUUGUUAUAUCUUAGCAUUGUGUGUUCAUUUUAGCUGUUAUUCAGUGCUACUGCAUAUUAGAAAUAGGAAACAAGCAUAAUCAUUCCGCCAUUGUUGAAAAUAUAACUUGAUAGGCAGGGAAUUGCACUUUUAAGAUUUUUUUUUUUUUUUAAAGAAAGUAUUAAAAAUACACAUUUAAGCAUUCAUUGUUUCAGAAGUAAUCACUCAAACAUUGCACUGUGUGUUCACUAGUCGGCUGCAGGCUCUUUAAUUCGGAGUGUGCAGUUACAAUAGUUUUGUAAACGUCUUUUAGGCAUUAAGAUAACAAAGGGGAUCUUUUAAUUAUGAGAAACUGGUGUGACUCAGUAUAUAUAUCAUAGGGUAGUGGACCCCCCCCCAUAUACGCUGUUUACAUCCUCAGUGGAAUAGCUGCAGCGCUGCUAGUAGCAUAAUUAUGUACAAAUAGCCAAGUAGCUUUGUUAAUAUUAAUGGAUGCACCUGCUUCUUUAUGCACUCUAACGUUUUACUCAUUACUCAAUGAAAUGCCAAACUGUGUGUGUCGGUUAUAAACCUGUGUAGCCCCAGAGCGGUUUGUACCUUAAGUAUGAAAUAUUGUGACGACUAGAAAGUGGUCUCAUUGAUUCGGUGGUAUUGUGCCAGUCUCAUGACUUGUAUGUGUGUACAUUUACUGUGGUCUACCAUUGUGCCAGUUACUUCGCUGUUGUUCCUGGACAAGGACUGUCAAUUCCAUAGAUAUGACUAUGUAUAUCAGUAUUACACAUGCUGUCACCACAGAAACGAGAUACAGUACUGCUUACUGACAUCUGGUCACGGAUAGUUUUUAUGGUUGCACGAUGAAAGCAUGCUUCUGACGUAUCAGCUUUGGUGCUAUAAUAGAAAUGUGCCUUUGUGUCAAUAUAAAGUACAUCACAGUUCUAUUAAAGCAUCUCUUAUUCAA
Molecule: messenger RNA, 2911 nt
Organism: Anarrhichthys ocellatus (wolf-eel)
Lineage: Eukaryota; Metazoa; Chordata; Actinopteri; Perciformes; Anarhichadidae
Product: copine-3-like
Exons: 16
Coding region: 131-1747 (538 amino acids)
Biological process (GO): ERBB2 signaling pathway; cellular response to calcium ion
Cellular component (GO): plasma membrane
Molecular function (GO): calcium-dependent phospholipid binding; receptor tyrosine kinase binding
Source: RefSeq, a predicted model, not a curated record